CGUCGAGCUGGCUCUGGUACGCCGAGAUGAGUGCGAUUCUGUCUCACCGCCCGAUGACAGAAGCUCAGGCGUACGGCAUUGACAGCCAUGUGGACACCGAAGGUGACGACAGUCGGACAGAUUUAAGCGAGGACGAGGAGCUACAGGCGAAUGAAAGUACCCCGGGAUCCUCAAGCGGAAGCAACACUCCUGUGCCACGGGCAAAGAGGCCACGACGGACGAGGAAUUCGGAGCUCGCUGAGAUCUUUGCAGAACAGCAAAACAGAACUGCAGAGACGCUACAGAAACAUACAGAGCUGAUAUUUGAACAGCAGAGGCAGCUUUUAGAAGAUGAGCAAAAAAAGCUCGGCGAUAUAAUGAGCACUAUAAGCACAUCGUUUUUGCAGGGCAGACAAGCAAUGAUGGCGCAGCUGCUGAGCCAACCACUGCAAGCUUACCCUCAGCCUCUGCAGAUAUACAGCCAGGCUCUACAGCAAGACAGCCAGCAGAGCAGGCUGUUUCAGUUUACGUGGCCAAUAUUCACCACUACACCAAGGAAUGACACUGCUCCAAGCAGCACCAAGGAAUGACAAGAUUUAAUUGGGCAAAAUAAAGUCAUUUUAUUUCACUGAAUAUGCCAAGCCGUGUU
Messenger RNA from Dermacentor silvarum, 628 nucleotides. RefSeq lists its product as uncharacterized. The coding region runs from base 27 to 569 and encodes 180 amino acids. The record is from RefSeq and is a predicted model, not a curated record. The transcript has 3 exons. NCBI's taxonomy places the organism in Eukaryota, Metazoa, Arthropoda, Arachnida, Ixodida, Ixodidae.